AUGAAUAACAAAACAGAGGGGUCGACUAGCGUCAAUAGUGAAGAACGAAUAGUGUUGAAUGUGGGAGGAAUGAAGUACGAGACAUACAGAUCAACCCUCCUGUCACUUCCUACGUCACUCUUGGGUACAAUGUUCUCAUUGCGAAAUUCAAUGCUUCUUCAUCCAACGAAUAACAACGAAUACUUUUUCGAUCGUAAUGGAAGAGCAUUUCACUAUAUCAUAGAAUAUUAUCGUACUGGACGAUUGCGUUAUCCACCGCCAAAAUACUCAUUAGUAUCUUGCGAAGAACUAGAGACAGAGCUCGACUUUUUCCAAAUCCCCAUUCCACAACAUUUGGUUCUGACACCUAAAGAUUCAAAGCCCAAAGAUCCAGCAGCAGUCACAGUUAACAGUUUCAUCAGUAUGUUACAAGCAGUUGUUCGUGAGAUUCGGGCAAAUUUGGAGACCAAAGUUGAGGUUAUUUUCCCAUGGAGAGAUAGAAGUAAGUUUAGUGUUGAACCAGAUAUUGCUGCUAUUACUGAUUUAAUUCGUCCUUUUGAUGUUACCGGAUAUAAUGUGCUUGAGGCGUUUGGAAAUCAGAUUGGCAAGUAUCUGAAGAAAACUGUGUCUGGGUUGAUUUGGAUAUUGAACGAGCGUGAUGCAAGUGCCAAUUAUCCACCAAGGUUUUAUUUGAUGAUGAGUUUUAGCGUUGAUAGUUUUGACUAUCGGGCCAUUGCAAAAGAGACUGUACUACGAGAAUUAAGUGACUCGAGAGAAGUGUACAGUGUAUAA
Molecule: messenger RNA, 771 nt
Organism: Paraglomus brasilianum
Lineage: Eukaryota; Fungi; Glomeromycota; Glomeromycetes; Paraglomerales; Paraglomeraceae
Source: the annotation of a GenBank genome assembly